Messenger RNA from Penicillium diatomitis, 1674 nucleotides. Its product is annotated as guanosine diphosphatase. Gene Ontology annotation, cellular component: membrane; Golgi apparatus. NCBI's taxonomy places the organism in Eukaryota, Fungi, Ascomycota, Eurotiomycetes, Eurotiales, Aspergillaceae. The transcript is spliced from 3 exons. Gene Ontology annotation, biological process: nucleoside diphosphate catabolic process; protein N-linked glycosylation. The record is from RefSeq and is a predicted model, not a curated record. Gene Ontology annotation, molecular function: UDP phosphatase activity; GDP phosphatase activity. The coding region runs from base 1 to 1674 and encodes 557 amino acids.
AUGUCGACUGGUGUCAACAGCCUCGAGCAUUCUGAAGUCUCCACCGGGCCCAAUUCCUUCACUCGCCGUCGCUCGGUUUCCUAUAAUCACAGCUCCGCUGUUACAACAUCGACUGAGUCUUUACAAUCGGUGAACUCUCCUUUCAAAUCAGGCAACAUGGUGUCCCAGAGUCAGAAGUCCCGUUGGAUCAAAACGGGUGCCAUUGUUGGCUUUGUGUUCAUGCUCCUACUGUGGCUGUCGCCGUCAAAGUCGACUGUCUCGAGUAGCUUCACACAGGAGAAAGCGCCCUCCUCAGGUGGCGUAUCAACCAAGUGCACCAAACCCUUUGACUCUUCGAAACCGCUGAUUCAAUAUGCUCUCAUGAUCGACGCCGGCAGCACCGGCUCUCGAAUUCAUGUCUAUCGCUUCAACAACUGUGGCUCUACCCCUGAACUGGAGAAUGAAGUCUUCGAGCAGACUAAGAAGAAGGAGGGCGGUUCUGGUCUCAGUUCUUACCGUGAGGAUGCGGAGGGGGCCGCUCGCAGUCUGGAUCCCCUCAUGGAGACAGCUCUGAAGAACGUACCCGAGGAGUACAGAUCCUGCACUCCGGUUGCGGUCAAGGCUACAGCAGGUUUGCGUCUUCUGGGCCCCGAACUCAGCAAGAACAUUCUGGAGGCUGUUCGAACCCGCCUGGAGACAGUCUACCCGUUCCCCGUUGUCUCCCGCGAGAAGGGUGGUGUUCAAAUCAUGGAUGGCUCUGACGAGGGAGUCUAUGCCUGGAUUACCACCAACUACCUUUUGGGUAAGAUCGGCGGUCCGGAUGAGACCCCAACGGCUGCUAUCUUUGAUCUUGGAGGUGGCUCGACUCAGAUCGUCUUUCAGCCCACAUUCGAGAAGAGCAAGGCUGGCGGCAUGCCCGAGCGCCUCGCCGAAGGUGACCACAAGUAUGAGCUGAAAUUUGGCGGACGCGAGUUUGAGCUCUACCAGCACUCUCAUCUUGGAUACGGGCUGAUGUCCGCUCGCGAAGCUAUGAACCGUGUGGUUCUCGAGGCCGCAUUGGCCAACAAUCCGGAGGACUUAUCUUGGACCAAGAAGCCUGUUUCGAAUCCCUGCAUUCAACCGAACAUGAAGAAAGAGGUCACCGUGACAUUCCCCGAUGAUCACCCCCUUGGGCCUAAGGUGACUGUGACGAUGGCUGGUCCCCAAGAUGCCUCCCCCGCCGCGCAGUGUCGGGCUAUUGCCGAGAAGAUCCUGAAGAAGGACGCCGAGUGCAAGCUGGCCCCGUGCUCUUUCAAUGGCAUCCACCAGCCGUCUCUUGCGAAAACCUUCUCUCGCGAAGACGUGUAUAUUUUCUCCUACUUCUUUGACCGCACUGCGCCAUUGGGCAUGCCUUCUUCGUUUACUCUUGAUGAGCUGCACAAGCUCACCGCAAGCGUCUGUGGUGGCGAGGAGACCUGGGGUGUCUUUGAGGGUGUCAAGGGCGCGCUCGUUGAGCUUCGUGAUCGUCCUGACUGGUGUAUGGAUCUCAAUUUCAUGAUGGGCCUUCUGCACACUGGUUAUGAAAUGCCCCUAUCUCGUGAGGUCAAGAUCGCUAAGAAGAUCAAAGAUAAUGAACUGGGCUGGUGCUUGGGUGCCAGUUUGCCGCUUCUCAGCCAAGAAUCUGGCUGGACCUGUCGCAUCAAGGAAGUCUCAUAA